Molecule: messenger RNA, 804 nt
Organism: Cyphellophora attinorum
Lineage: Eukaryota; Fungi; Ascomycota; Eurotiomycetes; Chaetothyriales; Cyphellophoraceae
Exons: 1
Coding region: 1-804 (267 amino acids)
Source: RefSeq, a predicted model, not a curated record
AUGGCAUCAAACAUCUCAAUUACUUACAUCGGCACGGCGACAGCCAUUAUCUAUCUCGACCAUCUGACAAUACUUACUGAUCCAUACUUCUCUCCUCCCGGCACGUCUUGGACAGGCGCCUCCGGAACCACUCUGACCAGCACUUAUCAACCCGCUCUUGAGCUGAAAGAUCUUCCGCCAAUCGACUUGGUCCUUCUCAGCCACGAGGACCACAAAGACAAUCUCGAUGAUCUGGGAAGAACACUUCUCAAUGGAAGGAGGGUCAUCACGACGGUAGACGGGGCACAGAAGUUGGGCAAGAGAGAAGGCAUCGUUGGUCUAGGACCGUGGGAAAGCACGACUGUCCAAGGGAGAGACGGCUUGCAGUGGAAAAUCAUAGCCACUCCCUGCGCACAUUUCCCCGGUGGUGAAUGUAUCGGAUUCGUGAUCACUGCAAAACGCUUUGGUCACUCACCUGAACGUUUAUUCAAGGCGAUAUAUUACUCAGGCGACACAGUGUACUUACCAGAACUUGGCCGGAAGAUUGCAAAGAGGUUCGAUAUUCUUGUUGCGUUAAUCAACAUGGGACAGGCGACGGUGACGAAGUCUGAUGGUGGUACCUUGCAAGUAACGAUGGAUGCGGAGCAGGCGUUGCAGCUAGUGCGAGAGAUCAAGCCGCAGGUCGUCGUACCGAUGCACUUCGAAGGCUGGAGUCACUUCAAAGAGGGCAGGAAGGGCAUUGAGCAGGCAUUCGGGCUUAGCAACAUUGCGCCGACAAGGCUGCACUUCUUGAUUCCGGGUCUGAAGACAGAUAUCGUAAUGUGA